UUCGUUUAUCUUUGCCGCCCUGGGCUCCUUGGAGAGGAAGAGCGGGUUAUAAAUUCAGUAAAUGUGGCGGGUGGUGCUCUUAGCGCACCUGCUACGUACAUAGGGAGUGGGCCGGGAGGCGGCAAAGCAGGUCACCGCCGUACAAUCCCCUCAGGUGUGCCUGCGGGAGGCAGCAUUUUGAGCUCUUGCUCUACGAGAGGUUUCCUCCCAAGUUCGGCCAGGCCCGACCCAUCCCCGGCGGUGGGGAAGUUCUGUUUAAGCCUGGCUUCGUGGACGGCCUGAGUCUACCCACCCGAUUCCCGGAAGGAGCCUCCAGCAGGCGACGGGGCGGCUCUCCUCGGCUUUUACAGAAAAAGAGGGGACGGAAUUGCUGCUGCUGCUGCUGCUGCGUGGAGUCCUGCACUGGGGGAGCGGCGAAGUCAGCUGCCCCCACUUCUAUAGAGCGAGGCUCGUGGCGGAAGGGCUGUGUCUCAACUGCCUCUUCUAUCAGUGAAGCUAAAAAAAAGUUAAAUAUACAGCAUCCAUCCAUUAAGAGAAGGGACGACAUACAUUCAGCAGAACUUCAUUGCGGAUGGAGAAUUCUUUAUCGAUAAUGGCCUCAGCCCGACCAUCUACUAAUAUGGAAGAGGAAGCCAUGUGCUCCAUCUGCCUGGAGUAUCUGACAGAUCCAGUGACUUUGGACUGUGGCCACAACUACUGUCGGGGCUGCAUCACCAACUACUGUGAGGCAUGGGAAGAACAAGGGGUGGGGCCUUUGAAGUGUCCCGUGUGCAAAGAAAAGAUGCAGAAAGGGGAUUUCCGGCCCAACUGGCAGCUGGCAAAUAUAGUAGAAAAAAUUAAACUCCUGGCACUAAAUAAAGAGGGAAAGGAUCUAUGUGUGAAGCAUCAAGAAAAACUCCACCUGUUCUGCAAAGAAGAUAAAGAAUCGGUCUGUGUAUUUUGUGAGCGAUCACCAGAACAUAUGUUGCAUCCUGUGGUUCUCAAGGAAGAGGCUGCCCAGGAAUAUAAGGAUCUGAUGGAUGGCUGCCUGGAAACUCUGGGGGAGGAGAGAGAGAAAAUUCUGGCAUAUGAAGCAGAUGUAAAAAAGGAGAGCCAAGGGCUGCUUAAAUUCUCAGAAAAUGAGAGGCAAAAGGCAAUGCUUCAGUUCAGACAACUGCACCAGUUUCUCGAAAAACAAGAAAAACUAAUGCUGAAUCAGAUGGAAAAGUUGGAGAAGAGGACUGCAGCAAAAAGGGAUCAGCUCCUGGCCAAACUCUCAGAGGAACUCUCCUCGCUUCAAAGGCUCAUCCGGGAGAUGGAGGAAAAGUGCCAGCAGCCAGCGAGUGAACUCCUGCGGGAUGUCAGAAGCACCUUGCAGAGGUAUGAGAAAAGAGAGAUAUUGGAGAAUUCAGUGCCUUCCUCUUCAGAGCUAAAGAGGAAGAUCUGCGCAUUCUGGGAUAUAGAUUCCCUUCUGAAGGGUGUCAUGAAGCUAUUCAAAGAUCCUUUUCAAUCCGGAUUUCGUCCCUUGCAUUCCACUGAGACGGCUCUUACAAAGAUCACAGAUGACCUCCUUACUGCCAAGUUUAAAGCAAAUGUCACUUUGGAUCGAGACACAGCCCAUCCUGAGCUCAUCCUGUCUGUGGAUGGUAAAAGCGUGAGAAGGGAAGACAAAUGUCAAGACCUGCCCGACAAUCCUGAAAGAUUCAACUCGCUUCCUUCUGUGCUGGGACGGGAGGGCUUCACAGCAGGCAGCCAUUUCUGGGAAGUCAUUAUGGGAAGUGAGGCAGUAUGCGCUGUGGGCGUUGCCAGGAAGUCUGUGAGGAGAAAGGGCUCCUAUGACUUAAGUCCUGAGGUAGGGAUUUGGUCUGUGAUCAACUGGGAAGGUGAGUACAGGGCCCGCAACCCCCCUAACAACCUUCUUCUGCCUGUGAGUAGGGGGCCCAAGAAGAUCCGAGUGACUCUGAAUUAUGAAGGGGGGCAGGUGUCUUUUUCUGAUGCUGAUACAGGAACCCUUCUGUACACAUUCGUGGUAGCCUCAUUCUCUGGAGAGACCCUCCUUCCCUACUUUUGUCUGUGGAAAUUUAAAACUGGCCUCAUAAUCGCUUAAGGAGGCCAAAUCUACGUUAUCAGCCCAGGUGUCUCUCCAGAUCAGAAUGAUUGAUCUAAAAAUCAAACAUUUGUUUUCCAAGAGCACUUUUGACAGCUUUGCAAAGGUCCUUAGAGGGGGAUUCAUUCGAGUCAGAAUCGGCAGAAAAAAGGAUGGGUUUUGCUUUUUCCUUCCCUUUCUCAGAGUUCUCCCUGCAGCCUUAGUUCUAAAGGAGACAGUAACACAUUUUACAAUCCUAAAAAAUGUAUUCCCCAAUAGGGUUCAGCCUCCUUGAUUUUCAGUCCUGGUUUCAUUUUUUAUUUUCCAUUUUCCCCUCCCCACAAGACCUCCAACAGCUGUGGAGAUGCAGACAUUGGAUUACUGCUAGAAAAUAUUUUUUCCACCCAUAGCAAUGAAAGCUUAUUGAGCUGUAUCCAGUGUUAAUCAUGCUCAGAGUAGACCCAUUGAAAUUGCCUCCCUACUGGGAGGAAGGGCAGGAUAUAAAUCAAAUAAUAAAUAAAUCAAAUAAUAAAUAAAAUUAAUGGACAUGGUUAACUCAGGUCCAGUAAUUUCAGUGGGUCUACUCUGAACAAAACUUAGUUGGAUUCAGCCCAUUGCUUUGUAGAUCUCAGACAUGAAGGAGGGGAAAGAAGAAUGAGUGUCAGGCACCAAUUUCAAACCACCUCUGCAAACACAGCCUCCUCAUAUCCACACUUACCCAGAGAUAAAUUUCACUGGAUUCAGUGGGGCUUGCACCCAGUUAAUUGUGUUUUGAAUAGCUGCAUUAACCUUUUUUUAUUACAAGUUGGAUUCUGUAUAGCAAGGGUAGAUAAUGUGGUGUCUUCCAGAUGUUGUUGGACUCUUUCAUUAAUUAGCCCCACCCGGCAUGGGCAGUUAUGUCUGUGGUCCCCCCCCCUCCCAGUAAUGGAAUGCCACUCCAAAGAGGACUUUUUCACUUCGAGUGGACUUUAUGGUCUAAUAGAUUUUAAUUCUUAGAAGUGUUUUGUUUUAUUCUUGCUAAUUUCUAGUGCUUUUUAUGUUAGUGAUCUUAUGCCCCUAUUUAUGGUUUUAUGCCUGUUUACACUGAUCUUUGUGCUGGUACAGCUUGUGAACGGAUUAGUUGAUUGUAUUUUAUUGAUAUUAAUGGGUGAACUGCCCAGAGUUGAUGGUUAAUUGAGAGGUACUUACAUGCAAAGCAUUAAAAAAGCCGCCACAUUUAGAAAUGUUCUAGCUUUUUGUGUGUUUUUUGGGGGGGGGGGCUUUGAGCCCUGAGAUCUCUUACUCUUGGUGAAUGUGGGCUGAGGCUGU
Messenger RNA from Rhineura floridana, 3373 nucleotides. Its product is annotated as tripartite motif-containing protein 10-like. The transcript is spliced from 9 exons. Bases 572 to 2086 code for a protein of 504 amino acids. Lineage: Eukaryota; Metazoa; Chordata; Lepidosauria; Squamata; Rhineuridae. The record is from RefSeq and is a predicted model, not a curated record. Gene Ontology annotation, molecular function: protein binding; zinc ion binding.